ACUAUACCGUGUGUCCGUUCUCAAACUCGAACAUAGGGAUUUAACAUGGAGUUGAACGUUUUUGCGGAUUUCUGCUCGCCAACUUAUUCUACAGAAAAGGUAAUGGUAUCAUUGGAAAGAGAAAAUUAUUGCGCAUCCACUGAUACUAACAACAAGACUAAAAAUUGAAAUUGUAAUGAAAAAUUUUAAAUCGUUUUGAUUAAAAAUUCGACAGUAUUUUCCAAAACAUAGUAGGCUUGAAACAGUUUGUUUAUCAAUAAAAAUUUGACGUUUACGCUUUUGUGAAACUGAAUUUACGGAAAGAUGAAUAAUUAUACCAACGAAGAAAGAGUUUUUAUGGUAAAAACCUUUUAUAGCGGUGUUAGUUUGCGAAGAGUUCGAGAUUUGUUUGCCGUUGCGUUUAAUACGAGACCGAUACCAUCAGCAAGUACCAUACAAAAAUAUGUAGAAAAAUUUGAAAAUCAGGCAAAUAUUUCAGUAGAAUCAGAAAGUAGGGGUGGAUAUCGACAAGGGGAUGACCGCACAGAAGAGCAAGUUUUGGCGAUGAUAAAUGCAGACCCAACGUACAGUUUGAGGCAAAUUUCCCAUGAAACUGGUUUAUGUAAGUCGCGGGUAUGGAUGAUAUUAAAGAAAUACAAAUAUCACCCUUAUAAACCACAAUGUCAUCAAGAGAUUUUUUAUGUUGACGAAGAAAGUAGGAGUGCAUUUUGUUAUGAGAUACAAGAGCGCGCUAACAACGAUCGCCGCUUUCUAUCGUCGAUAUGCUUCACAGACGAGUGUACCUUUACCCUCAAUAAUGAACCCAAUGUUCAAAACACACGUCAUUGGGCUCAGGAAAACCCUAGGCUUAAUAUUUCAACCAGAACUCAGUAUCCUCAAAAAAUUAAUAUCUGGGCUGGGAUUUUUAAUCAUAAUAUUAUCGGCCCAUUUGAAAUUGAAGGAAACUUAAAUUCAGAAACCUAUUUAGAUCUUUUGGUAACAAAGGUAGGACCCGCAUUGGAAGACGUUGCAAGAGAAAAUCAGGAGAUCUGGUUCCAACAAGACGGCUGUCCUGCGCAUUUUGGUUUAAACGUUAGACAUUUUUUAAAUAAUUCAUUUCCAAAUCAUUGGAUUGGUAGAAGUGGUACCAUAAAUUGGCCAGCCAGAUCUCCAGAUUUGGCACCUUGCGACUUCUUCUUGUGGGGACACCUUAAAAGUAAAAUUUAUAAAAGACGCCACCCAGAUAUUAAUUCUUUGAGAGAAGCUAUAGUUACUGAAUGCGCGUUAAUUACUAACAGGGAGUUAGCGAAUGUGCGAAAUAGUUUUUACAACCGACUGGGAUAUUGCUUAGCUCAAAACGGGGGGUUAUUUGAAUAUUUACUUUAAUUUGUUUUUCCUUACUAGUAUUUUUGUGUAUUUUUAAUAAAAAUCGUUCGAAGCC
Photinus pyralis (common eastern firefly) is the source of this 1420-nucleotide messenger RNA. RefSeq lists its product as uncharacterized. Lineage: Eukaryota; Metazoa; Arthropoda; Insecta; Coleoptera; Lampyridae. The record is from RefSeq and is a predicted model, not a curated record. Gene Ontology annotation, molecular function: nucleic acid binding. The transcript is spliced from 2 exons. The coding region runs from base 304 to 1365 and encodes 353 amino acids.